Messenger RNA from Dictyostelium discoideum AX4, 915 nucleotides. It is a transcript of the gene sigI, whose product is annotated as CBS domain-containing protein. The transcript is spliced from 4 exons. The record is from RefSeq and is a predicted model, not a curated record. Bases 1 to 915 code for a protein of 304 amino acids. Lineage: Eukaryota; Evosea; Eumycetozoa; Dictyosteliales; Dictyosteliaceae.
AUGGCUGACUUUUAUAAUACAACAAUUGGUGAAAUUUUUCCAAAUUCAAACGCUGAAAUUUUUAGCGUUCACUCUGACUCUCCAGUUAAAGAUGCUUUCGAGUUAAUGAUAAAAAAGAAAGUUCUUUCAUUACCAGUUUAUGAUACAAAAACUAGAAAAUAUAAUAAAUUUAUUGAUAUGUUAGAUAUUGUUUCCUUUUGUAUCAAUCACUUUUCACAAAAGGAAUUAAGUGAAUUAGAUUUAAAUUUCAUUCUUGAAUCAAAAGAAAUUUUCCAAAAAUUCAAAAUUGGUGAUAUUUGUGAUUUAUCAGGUAGAAAUGGAUAUUAUCCAGUUGAAUCAACAGCACCAUUAAAGAUUGGUAUUGAUUUAAUGACCAAAUGGGGUGUACAUCGUUUACCAAUUAUCGAUUCAGAAGGUACAUUAAUUUCAAUACUUACACAAUCAAGAGUUGUUGAAUAUAUUCAAAAUCAUAUUCAAAACAUUAAUGGUUUAGAUAAGGCAAUUGGUCAAUUAAAAGAGUUUGGUACAAGCUCUGUCAUUAGUAUUAAACAAGAUCGUAUGGUAAUUGAUGCUUUUAGACUAAUGCAUGAAAAUGGUAUUAGUGCCGUUCCUGUAGUUAACCAAAUCGGUAUUUUAAUUGGUAACAUUAGUGUUUCUGAUAUGAAAAUGGUUGGUUAUGAUGGUACUUUAUUUAGUAGAAUGUUUUUACCAAUUGAAUCUUUCUUAGAAAUGAAACCAAAAAAUCAAAAUAUUGAUAUCUUUGGUAAAGUACUUUGUGUUUUAGAUUCAACUACAAUUGAAGAAAUUAUUACAAAAUUCUAUAUUUCAAAGGUUCAUAGAUUAUAUAAAGUUGAUUUAGAGGGUAGACCAUCCGCUGUUAUUUCACAAGGAGAUCUUUUAAAAUAUUUUGCAUAA